This is a messenger RNA of Manihot esculenta (cassava), 381 nucleotides long. RefSeq lists its product as uncharacterized. The transcript has a single exon. Lineage: Eukaryota; Viridiplantae; Streptophyta; Magnoliopsida; Malpighiales; Euphorbiaceae. The record is from RefSeq and is a predicted model, not a curated record. The coding region runs from base 1 to 381 and encodes 126 amino acids.
AUGAACCCUCAGAUGCUUCUCAUGGCUCUUCUUCUUUUCUUCAUUUUAUUUGCAGUUCCAAGCUGUGCUAUUGUGACCAACAACCUUGACCAAGCGUUAGUGCCCCAAGAACCAGAUACUGGAAUAAAGUGUGAAUCAUGCCCUUGUGUUAACCCAUGUGCCCUUCUGCCUCCUCCUCCUCCUCCACCACCAAAGUCCUCAUACUGUCCUCCUCUGCCUCCUCCACCGCCAAGGUUCAUUUAUGUGACCGGUGUGCCUGGGAAUUUUUAUGUAACUGAUUCUUAUGAUAAUUGGAAUUUUUACAGCGCUGCUACACAGAAUGCUGUUGCAAAGUUGCUGCUUUUGGCUGGGUUUGGAGCUCUACUCUUUGUCAUAAUCUGA